CUUGUUUCAGCCGCAAACAAAACAUCAGCUGAUUCCGUCAACAUAAUAACUCAAAUGUAAAGAUGUGAAAAAAAGGAAAAGAAAAGAAGGAAAAAAAAGUCAAUAAUAACCAAGUUUAAUACACUUUCCAUGCUCUUGUGAAGUGUAAGAGAAUGGAGUGUGUUAGGAGAUAAGAUCCUUGCCUACGAACCCCAAGACUGCUGGUGCUGAUGCUGGUUCAAUGGGCAGUCGACAUCAGAUCCACUGACUUGUGGAGACAAAGUUACCAAACCUAUUGUAAGGUUCUCCGUUCUCGCUUCUGCUCGUGGCUCUUACGGUCAUAGGAUGCUACGGGAAGACUUCAGUGAUUUGCCCAGACUGAGACACUGGGAUUUCAAGACGAAAAAUGUCAACCUUGGGACAAUCAAGAGUCUGGACAGUGUCCGCCUUGGCCAGCUGUCAAGUUUUCGGUACAGAUCCCAGCUCAAUACUUGCCUUGCAGCCAGUCACAUUUUGUCAGACGUAACACUUACUCAGGCAGAACAGAUUGGCACAACCUUUGUAACACAUGCUGACUUGGAGUGCGUUGACUCGCAGUACUUACUCUGUGGUCUGAGUGAUGGCGGUGUUGCAAUCUACGACACAUUGUCCAUUAAAGAAGGAAGGGUUUACGCUGAGGUUGGAUCAGUUAAGGAGGCCAGAGAGGGAGCCAUAAGUAUCAGAAAUAUUCAAAAAUUGAUAAUUAUUCAGCAGUACAUCCCAAUAGACCUAUUGUGUAUAGUUGACUGUGUCCAGUGGUACCCAGCAGAUACAGGACUCUUCACAACCUCCAGCAGAGACAAGAAAGUAAAGAUAUGGGACCCCAAUUGCAUGAAGCCGGUUGACCAGUUUCGCUUAGAAUGCCAUGUCCUGCACCACCACAUGUCACCUGUUGCAACGAAACAUUCACUUCUCUCAGUUGGAGCUGAUACGGGUGAAGUGAUCCUUUGUGACAUGCGCAGUGGUUCAUCAGCCCACCGUCUGCUUGGGCACAUUGGGCCAGUGAAUGUGACUCAGUGGUCACCCAGCAAUCAGCAUAUUCUAGCAUCAGGUGGAAGGGACCAAACCAUCAAAUUGUGGGAUGUGCGUGCAGGGAGGGCCCACCUCAUGGACCUGGAUAUGGAGAACCGCACCGAGACACCCAACAGGAAGAAGCGAGCCAAGAGGACCCCUGUGGCUCACAAGAACCGAAUCACCUCCCUUUGCUUCACCACUGACGGCCUGUGGUUGCUCUCCUUCAGCUAUGACAACGACUUGCGACUGUGGAAUUCAGCCAGUGGUGAGAACAUGAUGGUGGACUAUGGUGAGACCUACACAGAGCUCAAGCGACCUCUGCGCAUGUCCGUGACUACCAAUACCUACCCUGACCUGGUGUUCAUCCCUUCUGAGAGCAAGAUCUUGGUGUAUGAGAUCUUCUCCGGGAAGAUGGUCAAUGUUCUUACGGGACAUUUCUCCACGGUGUUAGGGGCAGUGUACAACCCCUCCUCCAUGGACCUAUAUAGCUUUGGCACCGAUCGUAAUUUCAUAACAUGGACACCCAAGAGGUUAUUGACAAACGAUUUACCAGAAGAGGAGGAAGAGGAAGAGGAGGAGGAGGAGGAAGUGGCAGAGGCAGAAAUAGUGGAAGAGAUACAGGUGGAGGAGAGAGGAAGAGAGAGAAGGAGAGUGAGAGGUGCAGGUGGAGGACCAAGAAGGAAGACUAGAGGUCAGGUGACUCAAGAUACCUGGAGCAGUGAUGAAGAUUAAACUAACUCUUAAGGUAGAAAUAUCAGAAUAUAUUUUUAUACGUGGUGCAUCUUAGGAAAUGGUAACAUUCACCAAAGUAUUAAAAAGAUAAAAAAAAAAGUUGAAAAAUAUCCAUAGGCACAAGAAUUUACAUUUUCAUACCCCUGCAGUGGUCAGUGAUGUAGAAUAACACAAAGAGAUAUGCAGAAUUUGUGAGAACAUAUGCAGUCUGCUCUUUACAAAUCUGAAAUCAGUUUAUUUUUCUUUCCUUUUUUUCCAGUUGAAGAGCAAGAUGAUUUUGUUUAGGCUUCAGAACGUGUAAGGAAAACGUUUCAAAAUAUAAGACAUUUCAGAUAUUUUGGAAUUCUUCAUAUACUAAAAAAGAUGUUUCAGAACCUGUAAAUUGUUGCAUUUGAUUAGGUGUAGGAAAACUUUGUAUAAAGUGAUUAGCUUUGUAUUGUUAAAAUCCUAUGAUUAAUGGAACAUUUGUGUUAAGGAAAUUGUACUUUAUUAUAGCUAUAUUUAUUAUUGGAAGUAAAAUAUAGACCCUUAGAA
This is a messenger RNA of Penaeus chinensis, 2298 nucleotides long. Its product is annotated as DNA excision repair protein ERCC-8-like. Gene Ontology annotation, cellular component: Cul4A-RING E3 ubiquitin ligase complex; nucleotide-excision repair complex. The record is from RefSeq and is a predicted model, not a curated record. The transcript has 7 exons. The coding region runs from base 325 to 1764 and encodes 479 amino acids. Gene Ontology annotation, biological process: proteasome-mediated ubiquitin-dependent protein catabolic process; protein polyubiquitination; transcription-coupled nucleotide-excision repair. NCBI's taxonomy places the organism in Eukaryota, Metazoa, Arthropoda, Malacostraca, Decapoda, Penaeidae. Gene Ontology annotation, molecular function: protein binding.